AUGAUCCACACUAAAGUUAAACUGAACGUUGUCCUUUUGGCCACAUUGGCCCUAAUUGCCUCAUCUGUAUUAGAGACCUCAGAGGCAUCAGUAGCUCAUCUGCCGCCGCAGGACAUUGAAAGUCCAAGCGAUCAUAUCGUUGAAAAAGAAUCAGGAAUUGAUUAUAGCGUGCGUGCUGAUGGCAAUUACCGCUUGCCAAACAACACCGAGCCCAUACAUUACGACAUCGAAUUGACAACGAAUGUGCAUAACGGUACAAGAAAUUUUACCGGCAAAGUUCAAAUUCUGAUAACGGCUACCGAGGACACAAGAACCAUUGUAGUACAUGCGCGUCAACUUGAAGGCUUCCAGGCCACCAUUAAAAAAUGCAAGCAAGCAAAUGCAAUUGAGUAUGAAUUGAGUUGGUCAUACGAAUCCGAAAGGGAAUUCCUUAGUCUAACACCAGUAAACGCAAGUCUUAGCCUUAACAAAGAUACCAACUGGACUUUGACUAUUGCGUAUAAUGGCCAAUUGCGAACCGACGCUGGAGGAUUUCAUCGACUUUCCUACACUGACGAACUCAAUCAAGUGCAUUAUAUGGCAACAACACAAUUCGAAUCCACAAAUGCCCGCCACGCAUUUCCCUGUUACGAUGAACCAGCCAAACGCGCCACCUUCACAAUAACCAUCAAACACGAUCCUUCGUAUAGUGCAAUAUCCAAUAUGCCGAUAAACGAAACCGCCAGCUCAACUGGUGUAACGGUCUUCGAUAAGACAAAUGUGACUGUCUCCACAUAUUUGAUUGCUUUCCAUGUGUCCGACUAUGAAUGGUCUGAAGGUGUGUUGCAUUCACUGCCACACCGGCUCUAUUCGAAACCGGGAACUGUUGACAAUCAUGAAUUCGGUCUACUCUCGGGUAUAUUGAUCUUACAGCGCUUGGCCGAGUACUACGAUGUGCCUUUUGCGCUGCCGCGAAUGGUGCAAGUGGCAAUACCUGGAAAGGGUGGCGCUAUGGAAAAUUGGGGAUUGGUCACUUAUGGUGAAGCGUACUUGCUUUACAACAAAAGUUCAUCGACGUCAAGCACACAGAAUUCCAUCGCCAAUAUCAUCGCACAUGAAUUCACACACCAAUGGUUUGGCAAUCAUGUAGCAGUUAGGUGGUGGACAUAUCUGUGGCUCAAAGAGGGUUUCGCGACACUCUUCUCAUACCAUGGCGUAAAUGAGGUUAAUCCCGAGUGGGACGUCUAUCAAAUAAUGCAUACUAACAACUACCAAUCGGCGCUUAUUUAUGAUGGUAGUGGUAGCGUGGUGCCCAUGACCCAUUAUGCGCAAACACCCACCGAGAUUUCAGCUCGGUACGGUACCUCUUCUUAUGCCAAACCUUGCUCGGUACUUUUCAUGUGGCAGCAUGCUCUCGGCGAUUCAGUAUUUCGUUCCGGUUUGAACAAAUAUCUAACUCAGAACGCAUUCGACUCUGCCGAGGAAUGGGAGCUUUUUUCAGCACUGCAGAGUGCUGUUGAUGAACACCAACUCAGCAUUCCCGCGCGCAUAGACGUUAUGUUCCCCACAUGGUCACAGCAAUCUGGCUAUCCACUACUAACAGUUACACGAAAUUACAGCUCCAACACGUUCACGAUCACCCAAACUGCUUACAAUGAUAACGUAAACAUUACUUCGGACAAAACAUACUACGUGCCAUUCAACUAUGUUGCCCGUUCCAAGUCAGACUUCCGUAAUACAACGGCUUCGCAUUACCUUCUCAAUACCAGACAAAUCACUAUCACCGACCAAGAAGUUGCCGCUGAUGAUUGGUUGAUUUUGAAUAAACAAUCCACGGGUUACUAUCGCAUUAACUACGAUGAACAAAACUGGCAUUUAAUUGCUGAUGGCUUGGUAGAGCAACCCCAUAAAGUACAUCACCGUAAUCGCGCUCAGCUUAUGUACGAUGCUUACAGAUUCGUCAACAACGAUCGAUUGGACAUAAGCAUUCU
Messenger RNA from Rhagoletis pomonella (apple maggot), 1970 nucleotides. Its product is annotated as aminopeptidase N-like. The record is from RefSeq and is a predicted model, not a curated record. Gene Ontology annotation, biological process: peptide catabolic process; proteolysis. Gene Ontology annotation, cellular component: cytoplasm. Lineage: Eukaryota; Metazoa; Arthropoda; Insecta; Diptera; Tephritidae. Gene Ontology annotation, molecular function: zinc ion binding; metalloaminopeptidase activity; peptide binding.